This is a messenger RNA of Xenia sp. Carnegie-2017, 2004 nucleotides long. Its product is annotated as immunoglobulin superfamily member 10-like. Lineage: Eukaryota; Metazoa; Cnidaria; Anthozoa; Malacalcyonacea; Xeniidae. The record is from RefSeq and is a predicted model, not a curated record. Gene Ontology annotation, molecular function: protein binding. The coding region runs from base 179 to 1546 and encodes 455 amino acids. The transcript has 6 exons.
AUGCUGUCGUAUAGCAACUAUUUUGGACUUUUACAUCAUGUGCAUAAUUUUAUUCAAAUGUAUUAAUGUUUACGAGUGACGACGUCACAACUUUAUACACCUUUGUGCAUUAAUAUUGUUGGACUAUUGGAAAUAUUACUGUAUUUGUUCUUGUUCUGUUUCUUUUUCUGCGAAAGCAAUGAUUUCAUCCGUUGUGCUGUUUUCUCUUGUCGUUUUUGUUGAUUCAGUCUCUGGUCAGCAAUUCGAAUCUGGUACAGAAUUUUACAGAAGGCAGUUUACUAAUAUCACUAUUCCAUGGAUUUUUACUUACAAUGGCGGUUCAUUUAUUACAACAUGGAAAUAUAUGGGCACAAAUCCUGAAAUUGUAAUAUACCGUCUUACUGAUAAGGGUCUUCCCUUGAACGAUCCAAUUCCACGAAAUCAGUUUUCUGGUAGAGUCAAUUUUAUUGGAGACGUCAUAAGAACCGGAAGUAAAGAUGCAACAUUGUCUAUAAGAGAUUUUACUAAGCAAGAUGAAGGAGAUUUUGAAUGUUCAAUUCAAGGAGCUUUAUCAAUAGCCCAUAAAGUUACGAUCAUAGCAAUAGUUCUAUCGAACGUAACCGACUUUCGAGUUAUCAAUGUCGCGCAAAAUGAUGUGGUGCAAGGGACGGAAGUAACGCUUAGCUGUACUGCUACAGUUGGAAAACCAUCUUCAAAUAUUGAAUUAUUGAAAGGAACUAAUGUACUGAAUUCUAGUAUGACAAGUGCUACAAGUAGCAUGACCGUCUUUUACAAUUUUAAGAACAUUACAAAGGAGGAUAGUGGGGAGUAUAUUUGUGAAGUUAAAACAACAAAUGGUUAUGUAUCACGAAAAGUUUUGCAGUUAAGUGUCAAAUAUCCUCCAGAAAUUGCAAAGUCGGUGACGACAGAGCAGUUUGGCUGUUUAAAAACAUCUAUUUCACUUGGCUGUGAAGCCUCUGGAAAUCCGAAGCCUAAAAUACGUAUUACUGGUCCUAAUAAAGAAAGUCUGAAUAAUGAAUUUAUUCUUCAGAGAUUUGGAGUGUAUAUUUGUGAGGCCAAUAAUACACUAGGAAGUGAUAAGCGAAAUAUCUCUGUUUCCCUCGCGGAAGAUAAACCUGGGGAGCCUGUCUUCUCACAAUGUGCGUUUGAUAAACUCACAUGGUUACCUUCGAUAUCCAAGACCAGUGUAAAAUACACUUUGCAAGCAAAAGAGGUUUCUGGUAUCUGGUUCGAUAUUCUUACCUCUUCUGAUACAAUGUACAGUCCGUCAACGAAUGAGACCUUGAGCAAUAGCAAAGAUUAUGAGUUUCGUGUUGUUGCUUCAAACUGUGUUGGUAGUACAGAGUCCAAGAUCUGCAGUGUAACAGGAAGCUCGCGGCGUGUGAUUGAAGAGGAAAUGAUUGACUUCUUUCAAGAUGUGCUAAUGAGUAUGGAAGACCAGAAUGUAACAGGCUAUGUACAAGAUCUGACAUGGAGUGAUAGAGAAGAUGGUCGUGGUAACAUGCACGACAACAUGGAAAGGAUGACUUCCCGUCUGCAGAUCUAACACCAUCAGGAGUUUUGGGGUGGCUCACCGACAAAAACAUGCACCUAUUAAUGGAGAAAAGUUAAGAAUCUGAGUUCAUUUUGAUCAUGAUUGUAUGUCAUGUAAUACCAUGCAUAAAAUCUGUUUCUCAUCAUUUAGGAUCAUGUGGCAGAGACAUUACAUUACCAGUUGAGCAUAUGAAAACAAGUGAAGAUUUCAAGCACGUUUUCAUGAUUGCCUACUGUAAGGGUCAGAGUUUUGGGAAAAAAUGAAACUUGUCAUUCUAAAUCAGUAUCACCUUAUCAGUAAUUGAUUAUUAUAGAAUGGUUACUUUUUUGUUUGAUUCACCCCAAUAGCACCUUUUGAUUUUACUUCUUUCAAAAUUAUGUACUUACUAAACGCUUGUUAGUGAGGAAACAUUUACUAUACACUUUGUCAAUUUUUAUGUUAGCAGAUAAAUGUGAUUGCUACCUACAGAA